AUGCCUUUGAUCAAUGAAUCCCACGACUCCCUCCCGUAUAUCGAUGCGGCACCAUCUGCUCCCGCCCGGGCCAAUGCAGAGAGAUUGAUCGCGGCAGAACUUUCGUCAGAUUAUCAGUCUUCAACACAUCCGUCGAUUCCCGAAUUCGCCGAACCCAAAUUCACGACCUGUAUCCAGCAGGAAAUCGAGCGCCUGGCGGCUGGUCAGCCUCUUACUGGCGGAGUUGACCUUUCACGCUACGAGGCGCCCGAGCCACCAACUCGCUCCGCUGAUUCCGCACCAGAUCUCGAUGAAUGGCGUCAAACGUUGCGGAAAGCAUACACAGCUAGUUCGCACUUGUCUUCACGGCAUGAGAACCUCACCCUCCUCGAAGAAAGCGGCAAGAAUGCAUGGUUGAUCGGAAAUUCCCAAUUGGAGGACAUACUCAGAGUACUUGAGAAGGAAUUGGCGGAGUCCAAGGAGGCGGCGGAGAGUGUCAACAAACAACGGAAGAUCGCACAGGAGGCGAGCCAAGGAGAGCUUACCGGGCUGGAGGAGUCAUGGCGACGUGGUGUUGGCGCUGUCCUCGACGUUGAACUCGCCGCCGAGGAUUUGCGAAUGAAGAUUCUUGAACAGAGACGACAAUACGCACAGCAGCAUGCCCGGUAG
Molecule: messenger RNA, 648 nt
Organism: Aspergillus puulaauensis
Lineage: Eukaryota; Fungi; Ascomycota; Eurotiomycetes; Eurotiales; Aspergillaceae
Product: pre-mRNA-splicing factor SPF27 family protein
Exons: 2
Coding region: 1-648 (215 amino acids)
Biological process (GO): mRNA processing
Cellular component (GO): Prp19 complex; catalytic step 2 spliceosome; precatalytic spliceosome
Source: RefSeq, a predicted model, not a curated record